Messenger RNA from Mus caroli (Ryukyu mouse), 2985 nucleotides. It is a transcript of the gene Prdm8, whose product is annotated as PR/SET domain 8. Gene Ontology annotation, cellular component: nucleus. Gene Ontology annotation, molecular function: protein binding. The record is from RefSeq and is a predicted model, not a curated record. NCBI's taxonomy places the organism in Eukaryota, Metazoa, Chordata, Mammalia, Rodentia, Muridae. Gene Ontology annotation, biological process: regulation of DNA-templated transcription; oligodendrocyte development.
GAGGAAAGCUGCUUCGACCGGAAGGACGCCCCCUUCCGUCCGAGAGUGAACCCAUAAGACUGACACCGACACCUCUUGAUAUGGAGAUACACUAAUGUAAUAGGCAGAAAGGAACACUGGCUUGCACCCCGUCGGUUCCAGGUGGCCUUAUUUGGGCGACUCGGUCCUGACCUUAUUUCUGUGAUGGAGGAUUCAGGCAUCCAGAGAGGCAUCUGGGAUGGAGAUGCCAAGGCUGUCCAACAGUGUCUGACAGACAUUUUUACCAGUGUAUAUACAACCUGCGACAUCCCAGAGAACGCCAUAUUCGGUCCCUGUGUUCUGAGCCAUACUUCCCUGUAUGACAGCAUAGCCUUCGUAGCCCUCAAGUCCACGGACAAGAGAACAGUACCUUACAUCUUCCGGGUAGACACUUCGGCGGCAAAUGGUUCCUCAGAAGGUCUCAUGUGGCUGCGGCUGGUCCAAUCAGCCCGAGAUAAGGAAGAACAGAAUCUCGAAGCUUAUAUAAAAAACGGACAGCUGUUCUACCGCUCUCUCCGCAGGAUUGCCAAAGAUGAAGAGUUACUAGUUUGGUACGGGAAAGAACUGACUGAGUUGCUCUUGCUCUGCCCUUCUAGAGCUCACAAAAUGAACGCAGGGUCAUCUGCUUACACAUGCCUGGAAUGCAGCCAACGUUUCCAGUUUGAGUUCCCCUAUGUGGCACAUCUGCGAUUCCGCUGCCCCAAGAGACUUCACAGCACUGAUGCGAAUCCCCAAGACGAGCAAGGGGGCGGCUUGGGCACUAAGGACCACGGCGGUGGCGGUAGUGGUAAAGAGCAACAGCAGCAGCAACAGCAGCAGCAACAGGAGGCGCCGUUGAUCCCGGGCCCGAAGUUCUGCAAAGCCGGCCCCAUACACCACUACCCCGCGUCAUCCCCGGAGGCGAGCAACCCGCCGGGCUCCGCGGGUGCCGGCAGCGCCAAGCCGUCCACGGACUUCCACAACCUGGCUCGGGAACUGGAAAACUCCCGGGGAAGCAGCAGUUGCGUAGCGGCCCCGGGCGUCGGCAGUGGCGGCAGCGGCCACCAGGAGGCGGAGCUGAGUCCCGACGGCGUCGCCACCGGCGGCUGCAAAGGCAAGAGGCGGUUCCCGGAGGAGACGGCUGCGGAGGGCGGCGGCGCCGGGCUGGCCGGCGGCCGUGCGCGCUUCUCCGAGAGGCCGCUGGCGACCUCCAAGGAGGAGUUGGUGUGCACGCCGCAGCAGUACCGCGCCGCCGGCAGCUACUUCGGCCUGGAGGAGAACGGCCGGCUCUUCGCGCCGCCCAGCCCGGAGACCGGCGAGGCGAAGCGCAGCGCCUUCGUGGAGGUGAAGAAGGCGGGCCGCGCGGUGGGCUUGCAGGAGGAGGCGGCGGCGACAGACGGCGCAGGGGGCGCGGCCGAGGACCCCGAUGCGGGAGGCGGUGUCGCCGGCGGCGGCAGCAACGGCUCGUCCACCCCCGCGGCGGGGUCGCCAGGGGCCCCCGAGAAGCUGCUGGCCCCGCGUCCCGGAGGCGCUCUUCCCGGACGGCUGGAGGGCGGGAGUCCCGCGCGCGGCAGCGCCUUCACCUCGGUGUCGCAGCUGGGCGGCGGUGGCGGCGCGGGGACCGCGGGGACUGCGGGGGGCUCGGGGAGCGGCCAAACGGCCGCAGCGGACGAGCGGAAGAGCGCCUUCUCGCAGCCCGCGCGCUCCUUCUCGCAGCUGUCCCCUUUGGUCCUCGGCCAGAAGCUGGGCGCUCUCGAGCCGUGUCACCCGGGAGACGGCGUGGGUCCCACCAGACUCUACCCGGCCGCCGCCGAUCCGCUGGCUGUGAAGCUGCAGGGGGCAGCGGACCUGAACGGAGCCUGCGGGCCCCUGGCGAGCGGCGGCGGCGGUGGCUUGCCCAAGCAGAGCCCCUUCCUCUACGCCACCGCCUUCUGGCCCAAGAGCUCGGCUGCGGCGGCAGCGGCGGCGGCGGCCGCUGCAGGGCCCUUGCAGCUGCAACUGCCCUCCGCGCUCACCCUGCUGCCGCCCUCCUUCACUUCGCUGUGUCUGCCCGCGCAGAACUGGUGCGCCAAGUGCAACGCCUCCUUCCGCAUGACCUCCGACCUGGUGUACCACAUGCGGUCUCACCACAAAAAGGAGUAUGCCAUGGAGCCCCUGGUGAAACGGCGGCGGGAGGAGAAACUCAAGUGCCCCAUUUGCAACGAGUCCUUCAGGGAGCGUCACCACCUGUCCCGGCACAUGACCUCGCAUAAUUAAUUGUUGCGUAAAAGACUCCGACUUUCCACGCGUGUGCACGCACAGUCAAGCCACCUGCAGGAGCAGACACGCGAGGACGACAUCCACCACUACCUUACGCCCCCAAACACUGCAACCAAACACGUGCACACACAGGUCCCUUCCCUCGCCAGGAGCCUCAUCAUCCAAAUGUUUAAUUUCACACACACACACACACACACAGACGCACGCACACGAUGCACAGGAUGGUGGAUUUUGGAUUGGGUGGGUUGUUUGAGCGGGGUUUUCUUUUGAAUGCACGAAUUUUCACUUUCCCAAAAACAAAAGUACAUUUUUUAAAAAAUGUCAUAUAUUGCAACAUAUUGAUGCAUUUGUCAUACGUUUCUACUUAAAUUAUUAAGCACUUAUGGUUUAGAUGUAAUAAUUAUAUGUAAGGACAAAGUUUAUUUUAGAUAUAAAGUAAUGGAGGAAGAGGAGAUUCGUAAGAGGAGAUGCGUUCUGCAUUUCCUGAUGACAGCUGUGUUCUUACAAAAAUAAACAAAAUGGAUAAAAAGGGGGGCACCAUUCGGUUUAAGUUUCCAGGGGGAAGUGCAUGUAUCAUGAAAUGAUUAUGGACUUCAGUGAAGAAUGUCAUCAACAAUGUAAAUAUGUAUUCCCUUUUAAUACAAAGUGUAAUUUUGUGCCAGUGACAUGGAGUCUGAAUAGUUAUGUGUUUCUUUUAUCCCUAAAAGAUUUAUUAAACGUUAUAGUUUA